AUGUCAACUCAUCGUGAUCGUGAUAACUUUCGAAGUCACCCAUCUGGUUACCAAAAACGAAUAAAAAAAGAAAAAAAAGAACAAAUUAUUAAGAAACAACGUGGUGCUUUUGAAAAAUUUCUUUGUAAAACAGAAAAAAAAAAUGAAAAUGAUUAUGAGGAGCGGGAAUCUAUUCAACCGGAAAUUCAGAAUAAUAUCUCGGAUAAUAUUAUGGAGUCUGAUCAAACAAUUAAAGAAAAUAAACAAGGUGAACAAUUAGGUAUGGAAAUCCAUGAAGUCUUCUCUGAUAAUUGUUCUGAACCUAUAAACGACAAAAAUGACAUUGAGAAACUUUAUAGCGAGUUUGAUGAUAUUGGCUGUUGGCCUCAAAAUAGGAAGUUUAACGUCAGCUACUAUAAUCGUGUAAAGCCCAAUGGAGAAAUAGUUAAUCGUUUGUGGCUUGUUUAUUCGAUCAGUAAGGAUGCUGUUUAUUGUUUUUGCUGCACACUGUUUCGAACUAGUUUACCAAGUAAUUCGAAUAGAAGUGGUUUGGUAAGUGAAGGAAUUAAUGACUGGAAGCACUUGUCUGAAAAGUUAUCUGAACAUGAACGAACAUCUGCCCAUAAUCAGACAAUUAAAAUUUGGAUGGAACUAAAAAUACGAAUUUCGACUUUAAAUACUAUAGAUAAACAACACCUGAGUCAAAUUGAAAAAGAGAAAAAACAUUGGCGGGAUGUACUUGUAAGAAUUUUAGCUGGUAUUCAUUACUUAGCAAAAUACAACGAUGCAUUUCGAGGAUCAUCUGAUGUUAUUUAUACUGAACAUAACGGUAAAUUUCUCGGGUACAUCGAAACGUUAGCUAAGUUUGAUCCAGUAAUAAUAGAGCACGUUAAACGAAUUAAAUGUAAAGAAACCCACGAUCAUUAUCUCAGUCAUGAUAUUCAAGAUCAACUUAUAACAUUGAUUGCGAAUAAAAUACAAAAAGAAAUAGUAGCGGUUAUACAUAAAUCAAAAUAUUAUUCAAUUAUGAUGGACUGUACACCAGACAUUAGUCACCAAGAACAAUUAUCAUUGAUAAUUAGGGUCGUGGAUAUGGAUACUGAUAACGAGUUAAGCGAUCCAACGAUUAAAGAAAUGUUUAUGGGGUUCAUAAAUGUUAAUUCUACGACAGGAUUACACUUAGCAAACGUGCUAUUAGAAAAACUAAAAGACAACAAAAUUGAAUUAAAUAACUGCCGAGGUCAAGGCUACGAUAAUGGCGCUAAUAUGAAGGGCCAAUAUCAAGGUGUUCAAGCACGAAUAAAAAAUUUAAAUUCCAGGGCAUAUUUUACUCCAUGCGCAGCACACAAUUUAAAUUUACUACUGGGAGACUUGGCCAAAACCUCAACUAAAGCUGUUUCAUUUUUUGGCGUGGUUCAGAGAUUAUAUUGUUUGUUUUCGUCCUCUACUGGCCGAUGGGACAUUUAA
This is a messenger RNA of Myzus persicae (green peach aphid), 1446 nucleotides long. Its product is annotated as zinc finger MYM-type protein 1-like. The coding region runs from base 1 to 1446 and encodes 481 amino acids. The record is from RefSeq and is a predicted model, not a curated record. The transcript is spliced from 2 exons. Lineage: Eukaryota; Metazoa; Arthropoda; Insecta; Hemiptera; Aphididae.